Messenger RNA from Quercus robur (English oak), 5077 nucleotides. RefSeq names its product putative disease resistance protein RGA4. Bases 58 to 3201 code for a protein of 1047 amino acids. The record is from RefSeq and is a predicted model, not a curated record. Gene Ontology annotation, biological process: defense response to other organism. Gene Ontology annotation, molecular function: ADP binding; protein binding. The transcript is spliced from 8 exons. Lineage: Eukaryota; Viridiplantae; Streptophyta; Magnoliopsida; Fagales; Fagaceae.
AUCUCAAACUACUCAUCAGCUAAGCUUGAUACAUUUUCUUUCAUCCAACAAGAACAAAUGGCCGAUGCAAUCCUCUAUGGCGUUGUCCAGAAGAUCAUUGAAAGCUUGGGCUCCUCCACUCUCAAAAAGAUUCGAUCGAUCAGGGGUGUCCAAGAUGAGCUCGAAAAAAUGAACAACACUGUUCUCACAAUUCAAGCUGUACUUGAAGAUGCAGAGGAGCAGCAGGUGAAGAACCACCAAGUCAAGGACUGGCUCAUGAAGCUCAGAGAUGCAGCUUUUGAUGCGGAUGACUUGUUGAGCGAGUUCUCCACUUAUGUGUUGCAGCAAGAGGUGAUGGAUGGUCAUAAAAUUGCAAAGAAGGUACGCACUUUCUUUUCUAGUUCAAAUCAACUGGUUUUUGGUAAUGAGAUGGCUGGCAAACUAAGUGCUAUGAGGGAGAGGUUUAAUGAUAUAGCGAGUGAUAGGCACAAUUUCCAAUUGAUAGAGCGUCCUUUAGAGACACGGGCUGUGAGUAGGGAGAGGGAAACUCACUCGUUUGUACGUGACAAAGAAGUUAUCGGGAGAAAGGAGGAUAAGAAGGCCAUCAUAGGUCUAUUGCAAGACUCUGAUGCGAAAGAAAAUGUUUCGUUCAUAUCCAUAGUAGGAAUUGGUGGGCUUGGGAAGACCACGCUUGCUCAAUAUGUAUACAAUGAUGAGACAGUCAAGGCACAUUUUGAAUUGAAAAUCUGGGUGUGUGUUUCUGAGGUCUUUGAUGUGAAAACCAUUGUUGAAAAUAUAAUUAUAUCUGCAACUGAUGAAAAACCUAAAAGCCUUAUAAUGGAACAUUUGCAAAAUAAACUUCGCGAAAUUCUCAAUCAAAAGAUGUAUUUACUUGUGUUGGAUGAUGUGUGGAAUGAGAAUGAAGAUAGAUGGGAUGAAUUGAGAACUCUUUUGUUGGGUGGUAAAAGGGGAAGUAAGGUGGUGAUAACUACACGGGCCAAAUUGGUUGCAGAUCUUACUAGCUCAAUCUCACAAUAUCCUCUAGAGGGCCUGUCAGAUGAUCAAUCUUGGGCUUUGUUGAAGCGAAUGGCAUUUGAAGAAGAGCAAGAGACCAUCAGUACUAACUUUAAAGCAAUUGGUAUGGAUAUACUAAAAAAAUGUAAGGGAGUGCCUCUUGCUAUAAAGAUAAUAGGACGGGUCUUAAAUGACAAAAAAACAGAAGCUGAAUGGUCAUACAUCAAGAAUAUUGAACUCUCAAAGGUACCUAAGUUGAAAGAUGGUAUUAUGCCGGUUUUAAAAUUGAGUUACGAUCAUCUCCCAUCAUAUUUGAAAUGUUGUUUCGCAUAUUGUUCAUUGUUUCCCAAAGAUUAUUUGAUUGAUAAGUUGACAUUGAUACAAUUAUGGAUAGCACAGGGGUUUAUCCAAUCACUAGAUGAGAACUUACUAUUAGUGGAUGUUGCCAAUGAUUACUUCAAGGAGCUACUUUGGAGAUCCUUCUUCCAAGAAGUAGAAGAAGAUGAAGGCAUGACUAGUAGGUUUAAAAUGCAUGAUUUAAUCCAUGAUCUUGCGCAAUAUGUAUCAGAGACUGAUUGUACACUGGUUGAUACCAGUGCAAAAAAUGUGAAAGAAACGGGACACCAUCUAUCGUUUCCAUUUUACAAUGUUUCAUUCUUUGAGGAGAAUUUAAAUACGUUGGUUAAAGCAAACAAGAUACGGACAUUUAUAUUGGCAUAUAACAAGUGGGAAUAUGAUCAGGGAACAAUUGAAGAAUCAACUCUCAAAAAACUUAUUUCUACUUUUAGAUACGUGCGUGUGUUAGACCUACAUGGUUUAAAUAUGAAGAUGUUGCCAAAUACUCUAGGUACUUUGAUGCAUCUAAAGUACCUUGAUCUUUCCUCUAAUGAUAUUGAGGUUCUCCCUAGUUGUAUUAUUAAAUUGGUGAAUUUGCAAACAUUAAAGCUCUCUAGAUGUAAAAAGCUUAGAGAGUUACCCGUAGAUAUUCAGAAAUUGGUCAGCCUCAAGCACCUUCACAUAGAUGGUUGUGAGAAUUUGACUCAUAUGCCAUGUGGAUUAGGGCAAAUCACUUCUCUUCAAACAUUAACCUUAUUUGUUGUGAGUAAGGGUUCUGUAGGUUCUUUCAAGCAUUGCGGUGGGCUAGCGGGAUUAAAGAAGCUAAAUGACUUGAGAGGAAAAUUAGAGAUUAAAAAUUUGGCAUGGGUGAAAGAUGCUUCCUCAGAAUUCAAGGUUGCAAAUUUGAAGGAGAAGCAGCAUCUCAGUGAGUUGGAAUUAAGCUGGAAUUUGGAGGGUGAUGAUGCCGUAGAUACCUGUGAUGAUGAAAAUUCCAUGGAUGGCCUCCAACCACAUCAAAGUUUAAAAUCUUUGAACGUGAACGGGUACAUGGGUGUGAGGUUUUCUAGUUGGCUUUCAUUCUUAACAAAUCUCGUUGAAUUAAGAAUAUACAAUUGUAAGAAGUGCCAAUAUUUGCCACCGUUGUAUCAACUCCCAUCUCUCCGACAACUAAUUAUUUCGAAUAUGGAUGGUCUGGAGUACAUGACAGACGGGGAUAUGAAUGAUGAGAUAUCUGCUUCACUGGCAUCACCAUCAACAUUUUUCCCAUCCCUUGAGGAUCUCCGUAUCGGUGGUUGCCUCAAUCUAAAGGGAUGGUGGAGGAGUGUGGAUAAGGGGAAUGAGGCAACAACGACAUCAACAAUAUCAUCAUCAUCAUCAUCAACUAAUCACAUACCCUUGCCCUCCUUUCCGCGUCUUUCUUGUUUUUAUCUUUGGAAUUGCCCUAAGAUGACUUGCAUGCCGCUAUUUCCAAAUCUUGAAAAGAAGCUUUAUUUAUGGAAUAGCAGUUUGAAGGCGUUGGAAGAGACAAUAGAGAUGAAUAAUAGGGGAGGAAGGGCUUCUUCAUUUCCGUCCUCUUCCUCUUCCUCCUCCUUCUCCCCUCCUCUCUCCAAAUUAAAGAAAUUGGAGUUGUGGCAUAUACAGGAGUUGGAGUCUCUGCCAGAGGAGUGGUUUAAAAACCUAACUUCUCUUGAGACAUUACAGAUUAGGAACUGUCCCAAUCUGACGUCACUUCCCGAAGGGAUGAGUCACCUCACCUCUUUACAUACCCUGAAUAUCAUCACUGGCUGUCCCCAAUUAAAGCAAAGAUGCGAGAAUGAAAAUGGAGAGGAUUGGGAUAAGAUUUCUCACAUCCCAAAUCUUAGAAUAUAUUGAACUACUGCAUACGCUUCCCUGAAAGAACAACAGGAUUUCAAAUGGGAAGAAGAAAGUAGAUUUUUUGAAGAGCAAAGCAAACUUUUGAAAGGGUGUCGGCAAGAACGGGGGACGAUUGGUAAAAACUUCUCACAUCCUAGGGGCAGCAUUUGUGAAUCUUAUAUUUGUUACAAAUUUUGUAGAGAGAGACUGUGUGAAGGUCUAAGAAGUGUGUGAUUUCCAUGUGCAGUGGUUCCAAGUGGAAACCUUCUAAAGCAGGUUUCAUUGUGGGCAAUGAAUUUGAGAAACAAGACAGCAACAUCAUUUCAAAUUUUCUUGAAUUAUUGGGCCUUGAUGAUUUAAUUGGUUUCAAAAGUCCUAUGGAAGAAGAAUGUCAUGAUAUUGAUGAAGUAAGUUUUUGGUAUAGGAGGAGAAUUGGGUCAAAGAUGAUGGGAUUUAAAGAGAAGAUAGCCCUCCUGAUUGCUACCAUGUUUGAAAGCAAGGCCCUACCAACUGGUGCAAGUCUACCAAUGCACUGUGAAGCCCCUCAUGCGGUCACGCCCGCCCGCUGCACUCAGACGUGGGGUUUUGCUCUGCUGCCAUUGAAUAAAGACUUUCAUGUGACUCUUCCUAACACCUUAAGGUUUUGGGAGCAUUGGUUAGCAUCAUGGCCAUAACAAUAUUGACUUGAAUGAGCAGCAUAUGUGAAUCUUAUAUUUGUUACAAAUGUUGUAGAGAGAGACUGUGAAGAUCUGAGAAUAGUGUGAUUUCCAUGAGCAGUGGUUCCAAGGGGAAACCUUCUGAAACAGGUUUCAUCAUGGGCAGUGAAUUUGAGAAACAAGACAGCAACAUCAUUUCAAUAUUUCUUGAAUUCUUGGGCUUUGAUGAUUUAAUUGGUUUUAAAAGUUCUAUGGAAGAAGAAUGUCAUUAUAUCAAUGAGGGAAGCUUGUGGUAUGGGAGGAGAAUUGGGUCAAAGAUGAUGGGAUUUAAAGGGAAGACAGCCCUCGUGACUGCUACCAUGUUUGGAAGCAAGGGUGUGUUGAAUUAUGUAAUGGAAACCAGUUGUGUUGAUGUUAACCUGGCUUGUGGUUUAAAUGGGCUUCUGCACUGCCUUUUUGUUGCUGCUGUGGACUUUGCUAUUUCAACCACCAUUGGCAAGGACAUGGUCCAAUGUGUACCAAAGUGGUAUCAGAGCAUGACGAUGGACAAGAGUGUAGUUUAACAAAAUGUUAGUUCUCUCAUGACUAAGUUGGCGACAAAUGCUUAAGAGAAUCACAGGGAUUUAAGCCAUGCUCGAGCACGCUCUUCCACACGGAAGGACAGAGAAGCACACCUUGCUGCUUCAAGGAAUCGCUCAGAGGGAAGAGGACAGCAAGUGGGAAAUCACUGUGAUCGUGGCUGUACUGUAGAAGAAGAUGGAGACGUCAUUAUGGAUUUAGAGCAAAUGGAUAAGCAAGAAACACCAGGUUUCUCACUGCAUGCCAUUAGUGGUGACCAAUGCACCCAAGACGAAGAAGUGUCAGGAAAUCAGGAGUGCCCCCUGCAGAAAAGUAUUGUUGCCCUUCGAAAAUAAUUUCGCAAGGAAAAAAUGAACAGCAAAGCUUUCUUCCACCAAUGUUCUCUAGAAGAAGUUAUUCAGAACCCAGGAAAACAAAAUCCAGCUUUUGGUUCAAAUUGAAGGUGGUGAUAUUUCCCUUUUCCUCUAGAAUUUUGAAAUUGGUUUCUGUUGAUUAACUAGAGCAUUGGAGAAAGCUUCAGCCUUUUCCUGCCCAUAGGGGAUCUUGCCAUUGAUCAGACUACUUUCAUUACUGAGUUGUGAGUUUUUUAUUAAAGGAGUGGAAGGAAAAGAUACAUCCAUUGGGAUGGAAAAGAAAGGAAAGAAUUUGUUGUGUCCAUU